Messenger RNA from Haliotis rufescens (red abalone), 2543 nucleotides. RefSeq names its product zinc finger protein 629-like. The record is from RefSeq and is a predicted model, not a curated record. The transcript is spliced from 8 exons. Bases 1 to 1836 code for a protein of 611 amino acids. Gene Ontology annotation, cellular component: nucleus. NCBI's taxonomy places the organism in Eukaryota, Metazoa, Mollusca, Gastropoda, Lepetellida, Haliotidae.
AUGGAUUCGUGUGUGUUGCUGCCCCGUGACUUUGGACUUGUGUUGAUGCUCCAUCCCAACCCCAAGAACAUCCUCGAGAUGUCUGUGUCCGUCUGGAGUAACGUGCACCUCAGCCCGGGGACGUCCUUCUACCCUGACGAGGGACAUGUCAAACUCGACAAACUGGAGAUAUAUUCUGUGCUGGACAAGAAAGACGUGAGACGUACGUUGGGAUGCUAUGACGUAAUUCAAGAGGUCGACACCAGGGAGGUCAGGCACUGCAACUGGAUCCGGUUUGUCAAAGCGUCUAAGAAUCCAGCUGAUGUCAACAUCGUUGGCACAUUAGAAAAAGGAGAGCCCGUCUUUAAGAUCGUCAAACCGGUUCGACCGAAUGAUGAGAUCGUUGCGUUCUUCGAUGUUCCUGAACCAAAAGACACAACCCCGGAACGUGAGAUUAAAGAAGAGAGUAUGGACGUCGAGAGCGAUUCCCCAAUAUAUAAUUUCUUAUAUUUCUCUUUUAAACUGUACUGUAUACUAAAGUUCUUGUAUUUCUUUUUUUCCACAGAACCAGAACGAGUGAUAUCCCCCCUGCCAAGACUUCCCUCACCAGUCAAAGUUAUCUCCCCUAUCUGUUCGCCGAGCACCCACACGACUUCGUCACCACUCGGGAGAGACGAUGAUUGCCGAUCUGCUGGCAGUGACGUCACCUCCAGUGAUGACGUCAGCUCUACAUAUUCCGGACCAAAGGAGAUUUCUCCCCUCACAUCGACUCCACGUGACGUCACUUCCGUUUCACCCGAAUCUCAACUUCCGGUGAAGAGAAACCGUGAAAGGACAUGGCUGCCAUGUGAAGUCUGUGGCAAAAAGUUCGACAGACCUUCUCUGCUGAAACGCCAUAUGAGAACUCAUACAGGUGAGAAGCCUCACGCCUGUGACGUGUGCGGCAAGGCAUUCUCCACGUCCUCAUCACUGAACACGCACCGUCGCAUCCACUCUGGCGAGAAGCCCCAUCAGUGCAAGGUGUGCGGGAAGUGUUUCACCGCCUCCUCCAACCUAUACUACCACCGCAUGACGCACAACAAGGAGAAACCCCACAAGUGCACCAUGUGCUCCAAGUCAUUCCCUACCCCCGGGGACCUCCGCUCACACAUGUACGUCCACAACGGAUCCUGGCCCUUCAAGUGCGGAGUCUGCAACCGCGGCUUCAGCAAACAGACCAACCUCAAGAACCACCUUCUGCUGCAUACAGGGGACAAACCUCACGAGUGCACCCUAUGCGGAAAGAGAUUUGCUCUGCAGUGUAACCUGAAGACUCACAUGAAGACGCAUGAAGGUGAUGAUAAAGAGAUCUGUACGCGAUGUGACCAGAUGUACUUGACUGCCAGCGGAACCGUCAUGAACGGCCUGUGCCUCCCCUGUCGCGACGACUCCGCUUCAUCCCCACCAGAGAAGGUCAAGAAAACAUCCCCUAAAUCGGACUUCAGCAUCUCAAAACUGACCAGCGAUGACAACAAACCCAAGUCAAGAAAAGUCAGCCCUGUCCAAAAUCCUCAGCAAGGACUCUCACAUUCGAUAUCCAACAUGCAGCUCAAUUCCGCAUUCCGCACUUCGUUACCAAGUCCACAUUUUGUAUCCUCCCCUUCAACGGAUUUCCAGAUGCAGCACCAACCCAUGCCAUCGUUCAGCUUCGUCCCAUUCGGCAAGAUUCCGUCUCAUAGUUCCUAUCCAGGUUUUGGUAGUCCCCAGUUUCUCCCAACCGGAAGACAUUACUUCGCAAGUCAGGAACCCACAAUGCAUCUUGGGUCUGCUGUUUCACAUCGUCCAGUCUGGCCAAGUUUGAUUGCUCAAGGAUUUUAAAAGGACAUCAGAUAAAAAUCGUAGCAUCCACGAGACAUUCCAUUUAAACUGAUAUAGUGCAUCUUGUCCGCAAACGUUGUCGUACCUCGAGAAUUUGUCUGUUGACGGAUCUCAGCCCCAGUCGUAACCGAACUAUUACAAAAACUGGUUACACUUUUGUGAAUAGACGGAUCCCAGUUCGUAACCAAAAUUAACGACUAGUUACACUUCCGUUUUGUCUUUGUGUAUAGACGGAUCCCAGUCCCAGGUCGUAACCGAACUAUGACAACAAUUGGUUACACUUCCGUUUUGUCUUUGUUUAUAGACAGAUCCCAGUCCCAGGUCGUAACCGCACUAUGACAACAAUUGGUUACACUUCCGUUUUGUCGUUGUCUAUAGACGAACCCUUACAAGAGGUUACAGAGUUUAUUCUGUCCCUGGGGUCGUUCUCCAUCUGCCAUCUAGUCAAUGUUAUGUCAUGUCUUUCAGUGUAUAUGAAUAUAUAUUGCACCCAUCGCAUUAAAUAUAUCCAUGACAGUUGUUAAUACAAUGUACAGACAACCAGCCGUCACAUUCCUAGUAACUUAAUAGUAGCUAUUUAUCAAAGUAUAACCAUGCUAUCGCUCAUAUUUACGUAUUGUUUAUGGUGUAUAUAUUGUUGACUGUCUUUCAUUGUUGACAAGAGUAUUGAAUGCAUAAUAUAUUGUAUAUUUUUGUAUAUUAAAAUG